Eublepharis macularius is the source of this 8365-nucleotide messenger RNA. It is a transcript of the gene DNAJB14, whose product is annotated as DnaJ heat shock protein family (Hsp40) member B14. The coding region runs from base 289 to 1428 and encodes 379 amino acids. Gene Ontology annotation, biological process: cellular response to misfolded protein. Gene Ontology annotation, molecular function: Hsp70 protein binding. Gene Ontology annotation, cellular component: endoplasmic reticulum membrane. The transcript has 8 exons. The record is from RefSeq and is a predicted model, not a curated record. Lineage: Eukaryota; Metazoa; Chordata; Lepidosauria; Squamata; Eublepharidae.
GAGAGUGGCGGCGAGGGCCCGGCCGGCUCCGCGGUUCGUGCGGCGGGAUCAGGGCCGGCGCUCUACGAGCAGGGAGGUGAGGGAAGAGGGGCAGGAGGAUGACGCGCAGGGCCGCCGCUACCCCCGAUGGCCGCGGCCUGAGAGGCACGAAGUAAGCCGGAGGCCCCGCGCCCUCCCAGCCCUUCCCGCUCCCUCCGAGGCGCCCGUCGGGUGGGCCCCAGCGCUCUGGCCCCGUCAGGCCCCUUUUCACUGCGCUGCGGUGGGCGGAGGCGGAGGAAGGAGAAGCCCAUGGAAGGGAACCGCGACGAGGCCGAGAAAUGCAUCGGCAUCGCCCGAGAAGCCCUGGAGACCGGCAACCGGGAGCGGGCGCUGCGCUUCCUCAACAAGGCCCAGAAGCUCUACCCGACCGAGACCGCCAAAGUAUUGUUGGAAGCAAUUAUGAAGAAUGGGAGUGCUGCUGGGAGUGGCGAUUACUGUCGAAAGCCAGCAAGCGGUAAUGAUCAGAGUAAACCCAAUGGCAUGAAGGACAGCAGUGCAUCGGCUGCAGGUGAAAGUGGGAAGGCUCACACCAAAGAGCAAGUGGAAGGCGUACAGAGUAUAAAGAAAUGUAAAAAUUACUAUGAAGUCCUUGGCGUGUCCAAAGAUGCAGGUGAAGAAGACUUGAAGAAAGCUUAUAGAAAGCUAGCUCUGAAGUUUCAUCCUGACAAAAACCAUGCACCAGGAGCAACAGAUGCUUUUAAAAAGAUUGGAAAUGCGUAUGCUGUGUUAAGCAAUCCAGAAAAACGAAAGCAGUAUGACCUUACAGGCAGUGAAGAGCCAUGCAGUCAUCCCAGCAAUGGUAGAUUUAAUUUCCACAGGGGGUAUGAAGCAGACAUUACUCCAGAGGACCUAUUCAACAUGUUCUUUGGAGGAGCAUUUCCAACAGGUAGCGUGCAUUCAUUUUCUAAUGGGCGGUCUGGCUACAGACAUCACAAUCAGCAUCGUCACAGCGGACAUGAAAGAGAGGAGGAGAGGGGUGAUGGCGGCUUCUCUAUGUUCAUCCAGCUGAUGCCAAUUAUUGUGUUGAUUCUCGUCUCUUUGUUGAGCCAGUUAAUGGUGUCUAACCCUCCUUACUCCUUAUACCCAAGAUCGAGUUCCGGUCAGACCAUUCAGAUGCAGACAGAAAAUUUGGGAGUUGCUUAUUAUGUCAACAAGGACUUUAAACAUGAAUACAACGGAGCAUCACUUCAAAAGGUGGAAAAGAAUGUGGAAGAGGACUACGUAUCCAAUAUUCGAAAUAACUGUUGGAAAGAGAGGCAACAAAAAACAGAUUUAUUAUAUGCAGCAAAAGUGUAUCGGGAUGAACGUCUUCGGAGGAAAGCAGAAGCCAUUUCCAUGGACAACUGCAAAGAGCUGGAACGGUUGACCAGUAUCUAUCGAGGAGGAUGAGCUAGAUUUUUGGCCUGUGCUACUUGAAGUACAUGCUUUCUCUAUGUAUAAAAACAACACAAAUCUGUACACUGAGAAAAUACUAUUCAGUCAUAAAAGCUGAAAAGAGAGGGGGAUGUAAAACUCUACUGUGUAGCUGUUUCCAAAAACCGUAUGCUGAAAUACUGGUAUCAUUAAUAGUCUGUUUACUUAGUCUAAACUAUAGGGCAAGGUUUGUUUACAUCAUUGAAUUGUCAUUUAAGUUUUACUCCCCAAGCUUCUGUGAACUUUUUUCUGCAAGGAAGCAGCAGCUCAGUUGGGCUACUACACUUGUAGAUAUGUAGACCAUAUAGCAAUUCUCCUUCUGAAAUACUUGCCAUGUAAAUAUGUGUGGGAAAAGAACAUUUUUGUGUAUAUAAAAAUGUUAAGGAAAUCUCAAAGGCAUUUAGAUGCAUUAAAUCUUUUAAUCUCAUGGAUGGAAUAAAUAUUAUGACUCCAUCAUUCCUUACUCAGAUGUCAUAUAUGUUGAACUGAAAGGGGGAAAGUAACAAUUCCAUCUCUUAGGCAUAAAAGCUUCUAGCUUGAGGGAAGUUGGUAUUUUUUAAAAAUGACUUGACUGUGUAGAUUCCUGGUAUGUUUGGAUAAAGCAGUCUGGUGACAGAGGAUCAGAGUUCUUGUUGUUAUGGCCUUAAUGCUUUAUAUCAAAACAGUGGGAAAAUAGACAACUCGCUUUGGCGGCACAUAUACUAAAAUUGGAACAGACAACUGUACCAGUCUACUGAAUUAAACAUUGACUCCAAAUGAAAAAAGUUGAAUAGUUAGUACUUGGAAUAGUUAAUAGCAUUCUGCUAUUUUGGCGCUCCAGAAGAAUAACCGAUGUAAUGAAGCAAGUGAUGCUAUUGUACAAUCCUGGUUUCUUUUAGUGUGGUUUACAGUCUCUCAUACGUUCUUUAAAAAUUGAAAAAUGGGUGUGAAACUUACAGAGGCGUGCUCUGAAUCCUAAAUACGCAUUUCAGAGGCUACGUUUCUUUUACUGGCAACUUUUUCCGUUUUUCAGAAACCAGCAAUUUUGUUAACGUUCAGUGCCGCUUCCUGUGCAGGCAUCAAAAGUGGAUGAGGAAAAUUACUCCGGAAGUUAAGCCUUGUGCCUUUGGACUCUUUUGCUUAUACAUUUAGCUGGUCAGUGAAUUACAGCGACGACCGGUGGUUGGAAUGGUGCAGCUUUGCCUAGAGAUAGGAGCUAAGAAGUUGGGAGAUCUGCUGUUUCAGCCAGAUGUGUGCAUGAUAGAUUUUGUAAAGAACGUGGGAGUAGAAGUGAUCUAAUCCUAAGGACUAUUUAUAAAAGUGCAUAGAGCCACUUUUGAUGAUCUACAUUUAAUAGGGCAUUUUGAGAAAUUGUAUACUGAAUACUAGGUGCGUGAAAACUGAGGGCUUGGUUUGACUUAAAAUCUUUGAAAGCUGUUGCACAUUUAAUAGGGAAAUGGAGGGGUUGACAUCCCAUAUAUGUUGCAGUAUAGUUAAUAUCAGUCCCCAAGGGGGCAAAUUUAUUUAAGUUACACUAUCAGAUACCACAUUCAACUAUAAUAGAAAAUUCCAGCUGAUUUUUUUGGUGAAGCAACUUACUGUGGUAAAAGAUGGGUACAGAAUUUGGUUUUACAAAUAGAUUAAAUGUUUCUGGAGUGGCUUUAAAAUCCGGUAUCUGUCAUUCUAAAGUCCAUAAGAACACAGAGCCAUGACAGAUAACUCUUAACAUGAAGCCACAGCUACGUAAGAGCCUUUCCCUUUCCACAGCCAACCAUAGGAAGACCCAUCCUGUGUUUGGAGAUCUUAUUUUCUCGGUUAUGCCUGUUGCUGUAUGUAACCUUUCAGUUAAUUUUUGCAUAACCACUCUUUAAAGGAAAUGUUUUGCAUGUGAAAAGAAAUCAUGAAACAGACUGGCUUUUGAGUUGUGCAAGCAGCAUCAGAUGGAGGAGGCUGUUUCUUAUGUCUCUCGAGUCCAGAUCCAAAAUACAUUUUCAGGAGAGUUCCAAAUUGAGGGAAACAAUGGUUUCUGUGCUUAUUUUCCCCCCAUUCCUGCUAUUUACAAUCAAGAAAGAGUAGCCGUGCAGCAGUUCCUAAGCAUCUGUACGUGUGAGGUCCUAACAGGCUGUUUUAAUCAUUUUGUAAAAGUGAUAACUUACAGGUUUUGUUUGCACUAUAAUAUCCAAUGAAUAUAUAAGCCCUAAGAGUAUAGGUUAUCUUGAGGUGAUCCAGUCCGCUGGAAUUAGGAAAUUAAUGUUCUGAGCAUUCUGAAACAUUGAGAUUACAUGCAGUAUCAUAGUUUUAAAGUUUGCCUCCCCUUUCUUAUAGGAACAGAAUGGGUUAGACAAAUGUUAACUGCAGGCAAUGCAAACAUGGAGAUGAGACACUUCUUGACCUCCUUUGUCAAUAUUGAAAUUAUGGAUCUGGUAUUUCAUAACCCUGCCUCUAUCUGAAAUAUGCUGAAUUAGGUACCGUAACAUUUGAUCAGUGAUCCUGAAUACAUGUUCUCGGAACUGAGUUCAGUGCUCCCUAGUAAGUAUGCUUAGGAUUGCAGCUUUAAAUACAUUGCCACAGUAAGCCUAAUCUACAUUGCCUUGUUUCCAGGAUUCCUUGCUAUGAUCUGAUACUUUCUUGAACCUUCUUUUUUUUUCCAGUGAAGCUACAUACAUGUACUAUUUUCUAAAGGUAAAGUGCUUAGAUGACUUUCCCCAAGUGAGCAAAAUUCUGUUUCAAGAAUCAUUAAGCAAAUGUUGAGAAGGCCAUUGGUAACCCAUAGUUUAAAAAUACCUGUAUGGUCCUUGAUUAUGGUUCUGGGGAGGUCAUAUCAGGGAGAUCAGUAGAGGAGGAUGAACCUUUCCACUACUUCUGAUCUCCCCCUGCCAUAUGCAGCUAUAAUGAAACUGGGCAGUUGUAGACAUGGUGUCAAUUUGCGUGGAGCAGUGGCUGCGAACUAGAGCCCUUGUAUGCAUUAAAAGUCCACACUUGACCCCAGCAUCCAGAAGGAAGGACACUUUGAAUUCUGUGACUUCACCCAUAUUUAAUGAACAGAGUUUAAAAAGGAGCUGUAGAUGUUGGUAAAUGCUCAACUUAUUUUACUUAACAAACUAUCUUACUAAGCAGUUAAUGCUGCCACUAUAAAUCAACUGGGUUGGAUCCUGUGCCCGGUGAAAAGGAUGGUGCUGGUGGAGGUGGAUCUUUCCCACUGUCCCCGCAGCAGCCCGCUUGAACUCCAAACCUAUGAUGCUGGAGAGGGGGAACUUGCAUGGUCAGCCAUAUAACGUGAGUGGCUGUGGUGAGCCGAACGAAGUGAACGACAUUGCUCUUAGCCCUGCAGAGUGCUGCCUUUUUUGUGCUCCACAAGGGCUGCCGGGGAAGGGAAAGAAAACCUCCUCCUUCCAGCAACCUUAGAUUGGCAAUACAUAGAAUCUGCAAGGCAGUGACACCAUCUGAAAUUAGUGGGUCCUGCUUUUAUGUAACGCAUUUAUGGUAACAGCGUUAAGUGUCUAUGUGAGCUACUGGUACCAGUUAACUAUGAAAAGCUAACCUUUUGUGUAGGCAAGCUUACAGACUGUUCAGACUUUUAAAAUCAAACCUUUAAAUUAGCUUAUUUCAUCCCUCAACAUGAUUUUAAGUGGGUAAAUUCUUUUAAUGCAAACUAGUGUGGAAAGUUGCUUUCAUUGCUUAAUCAUAAAAUCCUCUCUUUAUACUGAGUGACCCGAGCAUUUCCUUUCUAAAAUUGAGGUGUCAUUCUUUGGUUUAUUACAAUGUGUGCAUGUAGUUUUCCACUGGAAUUUAAAGAAUGUCCUUUUGAGGGCAUUUUGCUCUAUGACCCACAGGCCAAAAGCAUGUUGUAAAGCAACAUAACAAUUGCAAAAAUUGAAUAAUGUCUUUUGUUGUUGUUGUUGUUGUUGUUGAGGAUGUUUUUUCAAAAACUGAAUAUUCAAAAGGAUAGAUCAAAUAGUCCAUCUUUCUAGUUAAACCGUGUUAGUUGUAAUAGCCUCACACCUAGGCCAGAUUAACACACACCUGAGAUCAGGGAUCAGUUUUCCUAGUUUCAUUUUUAUUUGAUAGUAGCCAUAUGGGGCUAUGAAUCUGACCAGCACACAAGCACCAUGGUGGGGGUGUUUAAUCCUUUUUCUCCUGUUCUAUUCCCUUCCGCACACAGGAUUAGAAUACCUUCCCUCUUCCAUUUCUGCUUUCCUGGUUCGAUUAAGAAAACAAGAUGGUGGGGUGUAAGGGGUUAAUCACUUUCACUCCAGUGCUACUAUUCGCAUCCAGUUCAGAACCCCAUGCAACUCCCUUUGAAUACAGGUACUGGGAAAGCCAAUCACAGAUACCCGUAUAAUGUGCACUUUGAUAUUAGCCAAGUGUGCUGCCUCACUUGGGUCAGGCUAAUGUUUUUUAUCUUGUGACCUCAGUGGAAAUAAAUAGGCUUAAGAGUUUAUGCUUUGCCUUAAGGAGGUCAAAAUUGGACUGCCUUUUUCCCUAGUUCUUAGCAAUCUGCAAUUUUCCCAGUAGUCUGCUUUGAAGUUUGAAAAAGAGGAGAACCUAAGAGCAAGAUUUCCUUUCAUGAAUGGCUACUUAAAUGCUUUCACUGUUCCGUCAUAUUCAUUAUAGGUCCCUUAUUUGGAGCAGUCAUCAAGGUAUACAUUCUGAUGCUUGUUCCCACAUUCUUUAGCAGCUACCAACGUAAGCCACAUGUGGAAGCCUAACAAUGCAUUGUGAUGCUUUGCAACUACUAGUUCAAAAUCUUUAGUCCUUUGUAUACAUUUCAUUUCUUCCUGUAAUCUGUGCUUUUUAGCCAGUAAACAUCAGUAUAUGCAGUACAGCGUUACUCCUCGAUUAUAUAUAUAGCCAUCCUUUGUGCAUCUUCAUAACUGCCAGUUUCUUAAUUUCCUUGCCAGUUAAUCCACAGCUUGGUCUCAGGGAAUUUGAGAUAGUUAGAAAACAGCAACAUGGAAAAGAAAAAACACUGUCCUCAGUUCUCAGAAUAGCCUUAUUGUGAUGCUUUCUUUUCUGAUUUGUACCAUAUCAUCUUGUAGAUCCUCAGCGGUGUCACUUGAUGGUUUGCAAAAACACUAACCACUAUGGAGCAGGCCUUAUUUGCUGCCCCUCCCUUGCCUCCAUCCCCAUUCCAAAAACCCAAGUGAUGUUGGCAUUCACUAAUAAGUUUGACUGUAAGCAGUUUUCAGAGCACCACUAUGCUGAUUUUUUUCCUUUCUGAUUUCAUUUCCAUUUUCAAGACAUCUUUUUUUGAACUUUCCUUUUUAUGAGUUGUAAGAACAUAUGAUGGCAAAGCACUAGGAUAUGCUGCGUUAUCCUGGGAGCACUGCGGAUUAAAAUUUACAGAGUCAUUAAAGGGCAUGACCUAAAUUCAAAAGCAAAAAUGUUGCCAUCUUCCUUGGCAUAAGACUCCCAUUUGUCAGCUCCCAUUUGUCAACAGGAAGAGGAAGAAUGGAAAUGCUGUAGUCUUUUAUACAGCAUUGGAAGGAUACAAGCAUAGGCCCUCUGUUCAACACAUGUGAGCCCUACUGAAAUGAACAAAGGUUGUCCCAUGAAAGUGACUAGUGAAUUAAAGUUCUGAAGUUUAGGCAAUAUGUGACCCAUUUAUUUGACAUCAAAGCUGUUUCCUAGUUUGCAAGACAACUGGGUGUUUCAAAAUCACUGGAUUAGAUACAAGCUUGUUUUUUUUAAACCCUUCUAAGCAUGUUUAACAGAACCAUAUACCUUAUAUUAAGGAUUACUUUGAAAUAACAGUUGAUUUAUUUUGUAAAGCGUCUUAACGUGUGUUUUGCCCUUGUUUAUUUCCAGUUGACACCCAUUCCUUAUUUUGGUGAUUGCUAAACUUGUAAAUGGUUUGCAUGCUCAUUUGUAUGCACAGAUGUAUAUAUUUCUUUCCCAGCUCCAUACCACAAAACUUGUGAUUGUGUAAUAUUUUACCACUGUAUGUUUGCACAGAAUACCAUUAAUAGUUUUGAUGCUAUACUGAAAGGAGCGUUUUUAGAUACAUUUCUUCAGUCCCUUCCCACUAUGGCCCAGUAAAAUCAAAAUGCUUAACCAUGGUUAGCAUCAAGGACUGUUGGUUGACCACACUGGUUAAGAUCCCAGGCAAAUGAAAUCAUGAUUUAACUUGGCGUGCUUAGCUUUGUCUAUAAAGGGUGUAUGUAUAAGGUAUACACCAGCAACUCCUGUAUGUUACCUUACAAAAGGAAAUACUGGAAAGAAUGAAAACUGCAGUGACAACGGUUUGCUUGGGUGGUUUUAUAAGCCAAUGUCCAGUUAAGGUUUGCAUUCUGGUUUGAGGCCAACCCUUAACCAAGGUUUUGUUCGGACAUAAGACUUAACGAUGGGAAAAUACUAUGGUUACGCAUUAAAUCGGAAAGCCUAUGUAGGAGAAUGUUCAGUUUUUUAAUAGGGUCAGACCUUUCAGAGAAAAUCCCGUGAACAUCUGGUUUUGCCAAGAGCAUCCUCUACUGUGAAAUAUGUUUUGAAAAUGUUUUAUAGACCAAUUGAUGCUUCCAAAUUGGUUGCCCUUGGUUGUUCUUCUGAUGGUAAUCUCUGGUUUGACACUGGGGUUUUAUAAACAUGUCAGAAGUCUACAGUCUUGGAAGUAAGUUCUAUUGAUAUCAGUCAGAGUCUAUUUUUAAAUCAAAUGUGUCUAGGAUGAGCUGCAAGACAUGUGUUCCCUACCAGCUUUAAAAGUUGGAAGGGACUUCGGUGUUAGUUUUUGAAGGGCUGGUAGGAUUAGAGUUCUACAAAUCAUGCUUAUGAAACCUAUAAUGCAGUCCUUUUAAAGGAAAGGCAGAGAAAUUUAAGGUGGCAUCUUAACAGAGAAGAACUUAUUUUAUUUAACUAUAGAUUUAAUGACUAGGUUUAAAAAUGAAAUCUGAUUUGUAAUGUACCUAAUGUAAGAUCAGACUUAUAUCAAAAUAAACUU